GAUGAAAUUACUAUUUGGCAGUCUGAAAACUUGUCACUGCUAGACUCAGAAGGUUCGCUAUUCAAUAAAGCAUUCAAAUAUGAUCUGGGUGAUGUGCGAAUAAUUAAUGGCAUCAUUCUCUCAUAG
Ambispora leptoticha is the source of this 126-nucleotide messenger RNA. Lineage: Eukaryota; Fungi; Glomeromycota; Glomeromycetes; Archaeosporales; Ambisporaceae. The record is from the annotation of a GenBank genome assembly.